UCCAGCCUUCAGUCCCCUUCGCCUUUCUCCACCGGUCACCUCACUUCUCCAACACAAACCCCCGAGAAGUGCCAGGAACACAAGGAGGAGAAGAAGAAAAGGAGAGGCAGGAGCAGAGUGAAAAAUGAAGCCAUCCUUCACACCAUCAAAAAAACCAGGAGGGUCAAAGCUAAUGACCGAGAGAGGAACAGGAUGCACAACCUCAACUCAGCUUUGGACGAGCUCAGGAGCAUCUUGCCCUGCUUCCCCGAUGACACCAAGCUGACCAAGAUCGAGACACUGAGAGUGGCCUAUAACUACAUCUGGGCGCUCUCUGAAACCCUGAGGUUGGCCGACCAGUGCAAAGACAAGCCUGAGAAAGAUAUGGUACACCCUGGUUACAUAAGUCCUUUAGCACCAUCCAGCCCUGGCAGUGAUGCUGGAUCCUGGAUGUCCACUGCCUCUCCCUCAUCAUCCUCAUUUUCUGUAUGCACCUCAAACCCAAGCAGCCCAGCUAUCUCUGAAGACUGUUACUAUGGGCAUACAGAGAGCCUCUUUUCACUUCACACCAUCCCACAACACCUUAUGCAGCACUCCUCCUGCUAUAUUCAUUACCAGUAG
Messenger RNA from Staurois parvus, 600 nucleotides. Lineage: Eukaryota; Metazoa; Chordata; Amphibia; Anura; Ranidae. The record is from the annotation of a GenBank genome assembly.